AUGGCUUACAAUCUUCAACCACUCAUCACCAUCCUUCAACAAAUCUUGAAUCCUGAUCAACAAUCAUGCUGGAUUCUUGAUCACAACAAACCACAACUUCAAUCCCUCCUCGAAAAAGCUGCUUCUCUGCAGCAGAUUCUUGAAAAAACCUUGCACCCCAAAAUAGAAGGUUUAGAGAGUCAAAUUAGAGAAGCAGCACAUAAAGCAGAAGAUAUGAUUGAAUCACGCAUGGUUGAUCAAAUCCUUUCCAGCCCUCAAGGCGUGAGCUUUAUUUUUUCCACACCAGAUUUACAACAAGUAAUCCAACAACUUGAUUCUGUAAUGGAACAAGUGGUGAAGCUCGCGGAGGAGAAGAGGAUGUCGCGUGGCAGUUCAUCGAGUGGUGCUUCUUUGUCGCAUGAUCUGAUCAAUUCGAAGAGCAUUUUGGUGGGAGUUGAUGAAGAUCUGAUGCGGUUGAAGGAUCGGCUGCUCGGGAUGCGGAGGAAGCUGGAGAUUGUCCCCAUUCUUGGGAUGGGUGGCAUAGGUAAAACCACUCUCGCUCGAAAACUUUGUCAAGAUUCACUAAUUGUUGAGCACUUUAACUAUCUUGCUUACGUCACAAUCUCACAAGAUUACGAUAUGCGAGCAAUUCUAUUAGGCCUUCUACGUUGCAUAAUUGAAAAAGAUUUUGGAAAGGAAAAGGAAAAAAAACUGAAAGAUGUGCUAUAUAAGUGCUUGUACGGUAGAAGAUACUUGAUUGUACUAGAUGAUAUGUGGAGCACCGGUUUUUGGGAUGAGAUAAGGAUGUACUUCCCAGACAAUAGUAACGGGAGUCGAAUUGUGAUCACCACUAGGGAAUCAGAUGUCGCCAAAUAUGCAGACUCCAAGAGUUUCCAGCAUCAGGUGCAGUUGCUAAGCGAGUCUCAAAGUUGGGAUCUACUUCGCCAAAUUGUCUUUGGAGAAGAGGAUUGGCCUCAAGAAUUACAAGGGAUAGGAGAGAAGAUUGCAAGUGAUUGCGGUGGGCUUCCUCUUGCCAUCAAUGUGAUUGGAGGGCUCUUGUCUAGAGUGGAAAGAUCAAAAGAUGUUUGGGAGAAUAUUGGGAACAACGUAAGAGCUGCAAUUGCUGAUCAAUCAGACAAACAGUUCUCGAGUAUAUUUUCCUUAAGUUAUAACCAUUUGCCAGUUCACUUGAAACCAUGUUUCCUGUAUAUGGGUGCAUUCCCUGAAGAUUAUGAGAUCAAGGCCUCAAGACUCAUAUGUAUGUGGGUAGCUGAAGGAUUUGUGAAAUCAAAUGGAGAUAAAAGUUUGGAGGAAGAGGCAGAGGGUUACCUAAAGUCUCUCGUGGAGAGGAAUCUACUUUCUGUUGGACGUUGUAAGUAUGGAAAAGUAAACAGGUACAGCAUGCAUGAUCUUUUGAGAGAGGUAUGCAUGAGGAAAGCAGAUGAUGAGAAGUUUCUAUGCGUCAAGAAUGCCUCGGAGGUCACAUUCUCUGACCUGCGCCGUGUGAGUUUUCACACAUCAUAUGGAAUGGAAGAUUAUCAGUAUGCUUCAUCAGAGAUGUCACUUGCUCGAUCAUUUCUAGUCGGUGUCAGCUUGUACAUGGAUGAGGUUCUAAUUCCCCUGUUUUUCAGAUUAAGGUUGCUUAGGGUGUUGAAUGUAAUGGAAAUGGAAUUCUAUGAGUUCCCAAGAGAAAUAUUACAACUUGUCAACCUACGGUACUUAGCUGUCGACUGCCAUUCAUUACGUAGUGGAAUAUCAAGAUUGUGUAAUUUGCAGACGUUGAUUACUAAUCUAUCCGGACCAUCCGGUGACUAUGCCCCAUCUGACUUGUGGGAGAUGUCUGAGUUAAGACAUAUCAUAACUGGUGGCUUAAUCUUUAUUCAAGAUGAUUACAUGAAAAACAUUGUUAUGGAGAAGUUGCAGACGAUAUGGUUUGUGAGGCUAACUCCUUCGGUGAUUAGGGGUUUCUUGGAAAGAAUUCCAAAUAUAAAAAGCCUGGGAAUCCGAAUGUUUUAUGUUCAAGAAGAUGCAUUGUUGAGUGAAGUAGUUGAUCUGACCCAUCUUCAUAAACUCGAAACAUUUAGAUGCAUUUCUCGAUACAGUAGAUCUCUUCCUUGCUAUCUGCCCAGGCUGAAAUUUCCAUCCACUCUCAGAAAAUUAACUCUGAUAACCUGUCUAAUAAAUCCAGGAGUCUUGAGGAUUCUAUGUGCACUACCGAAUCUGGAAGUGCUCAAGAUACGCAACUGUGCCUUCAAAAGCAAGGACACAAAUGAAGAAUGCGAAGAAGCAGAUGAAGAGUGGGAAGCAGUGGAAGGAGAUGAAUUCAGCUCAUUGCAGUUUCUACUACUCGAACAAUUGAAUCUGGUGCGUUGGAGAGCUGAUGAAACCAACUUUCCUAUACUCCGACAUCUCAUGAUACGAAACUGUUGGGAGCUAGAGGAAAUCCCAGGCCGCAUUGGAGAAAUCCCAACCCUCCAAUUAAUCGAGUUGGAAGAUUGCAACGAUUCUACUAUGGCUUCAGCCAAACAGAUUCUGGAGGAGCAGCAAUCUGACUACGAAAACUACGACCUUCAACUUCGCAUCUCAUAG
Messenger RNA from Salvia miltiorrhiza (redroot sage), 2568 nucleotides. Its product is annotated as putative late blight resistance protein homolog R1A-10. Gene Ontology annotation, molecular function: ADP binding. The record is from RefSeq and is a predicted model, not a curated record. The coding region runs from base 1 to 2568 and encodes 855 amino acids. The transcript has a single exon. Lineage: Eukaryota; Viridiplantae; Streptophyta; Magnoliopsida; Lamiales; Lamiaceae. Gene Ontology annotation, biological process: defense response to other organism.